Lepisosteus oculatus (spotted gar) is the source of this 1732-nucleotide messenger RNA. RefSeq names its product RERG/RAS-like b (gene rerglb). Gene Ontology annotation, molecular function: GTP binding; GTPase activity. The record is from RefSeq and is a predicted model, not a curated record. NCBI's taxonomy places the organism in Eukaryota, Metazoa, Chordata, Actinopteri, Semionotiformes, Lepisosteidae.
AGAGCUCAUACGCUGUGUUUUUCUUUUGUUGGAGAGAGGUGGUGGUGGGGGGGAUCUGUAGUAAGAGAGUUGGUCUCAUAAGUAGCAUUAAUUCGAAGUUCUUCCUGCGCUAACCUUCCUGCAGUCCAGCUUCAAGAGACAGCUUAUUAUUUCUGACUGAAAGUGACUAAAACCUAAAGCAAAUUUAACAGGACCGCUGACAGUUUAGACACUGCAAGCAUGAAUGACAUAAAACUCGCUCUUCUGGGAAGCGAAGGUGCAGGAAAAUCAGCUGUUCUUGUGAGAUUCUUAACCAAAAGAUUUAUUGGAGAAUAUGCUUCAAAUGCUAAUUCCUUAUACCGUAAAAGGAUCUCAAUCGAUGGCCGCCAAUUGAAUCUGGAAGUGUUUGAUCCCUGCUCCCAGAGCGGCGAGAGCAGAUGCAUUCUGGAAGAACCCCAGGAAUGGGCGGAUGGCUUCAUUGUGGUUUAUAACAUCAGUGAUCGUACUUCCUUCCUCAAUGCCAAAAACAUUGUGCGCCAGAUCAAAGAAGCCCGCAUCGAAAACUGCAAAGGGGAGGUGGAGGUGCCCAUUUACCUAGUCGGGAACAAGCAAGACCUGUGCCACGCCCGGCAGGUCUGUGAGGAUGAGGCCCGUUCCCUGGCCCUGGAAAACAAGUGUUGCUUCCAGGAGGUGUCCGCCGCGGAGAACUACCAGGAGAUUUUCAACCUGUUUAUCAAGCUCAUCCGCAAUGUGAUGGACCAUCUGAAGUACCGGGCUGACCGGCGGAGGUACAGUGGCUCCAAGUCCAUGGCCAAGCUCAUAAACAACGUCUUUGGCAAGAGAAGAAAGUCUGUGUGAAGCAUGCUGGGAUGCUCCUGAAAGGAUGCUGUCAGAAUUCGGCCUUCCCUCGUGUUUACACAGGGAGAGGAACGGCCUGUUCUUUGAUCCUUCUGCUACUAAAACAUCUAUCUUGCUGCAAGGACAUUUUUGUAUGGGUGCUGUGCUAUUUCUUUGAGGAGAGAAUUGUGAAACCUAUCAGCCCCCUUUAAAAUAUAAGUGCUAUAAUUCUUUUUCAGACUUUGUCUUUCUCAUAUCUGUAUUACCUUCAAGGCAGACCAUUUGAAAACAUUGUGAAGACAGCAAUAAGCUAUUGAAUCUAGCUUAUUGUGAGGUCACAUUAGUGAGGUCAGGACUUCUCAAAAUGUCUCGAAUACUGCCUUAAUUUGCACAUUAUCAGUCUCCUAAUAUGUUUUACAUAAAACUCGUAUUUCACGUGUGAUGAUAGUAUUUUAUUUAGCUAUAUGUAAAUUUUUAAUAUAUGGCACUUCAAAUACUUUUAAUCUUAAUCAGGCUCACAAACGUUAUUUAUUCACAUUUUAAGUACAAUUCAAGGCUAUAUAUUUUUUGUGAUGCAGCUAUUCUACUAGAAAAUACUGAGAUGUUACUAAAGAAUUACUAGCAUUUAAUACAUCCAAUGUCAGUGAUAAGGGUAGCUUCAAUUUGUAUCCUGUCCAGGAAUCCAUAACAGGAGAUCUUCACGCAAAAACAGACAAAUACAAUUAACCAAUUUAGCACAUCUCUGGAAGGUGGGAGGACACCAGAGCACCUGGAGAUACACACCUUAACAUUGGGAGAGCAUGAAAACUCCAUACAGAAGUUAAGUCAAAUGUUAAACAUACCUUUUCAGAGAUCAGCUGAAUUAUUCUGCUUCAGAAAAGAUUGUAUAUAAAAAAAGGCAAUAAACCUUCUAAUC